Danio rerio (zebrafish) is the source of this 5645-nucleotide messenger RNA. NCBI's taxonomy places the organism in Eukaryota, Metazoa, Chordata, Actinopteri, Cypriniformes, Danionidae. The record is from RefSeq and is a predicted model, not a curated record.
AUAACACUGCCUGGCUCCUGGUUCCUGUAGUAGACGGCAGAGCUUCACGUCUCUAAGACUUCACCAUACCUUCCCUGCUCCUUUAGAGCAAUGACAUGGCUGCCUGAAUUCGUCGUUGCCCUUCUCUCAGGAGAAAAAAAAAUGAAAUUUGAACUGACUGAGCAUGCCCAGUGUUAGCUUUAGCUAGCUCGGCCGACAGAGGGAGCCUGUAGGUCACAUGAUCAACAAGCCGGUUGAAUGCUUGCAUGCGGGAGGAGAAGAGAAAACAGGAGCAGUCUGCUCGAAGCUCUUUCUCCCUCAACAGAGGCCAUCGUUGUGAAAGCAGCCCUCCAGUUUGGCCAAUGGGAAUUCAGGCAAGAGGGAAACCAUGAAGUCCGAGGGGACAAAAGAGUCUCGCAGUGAUCAAGAAGAAGGAGGAGAUGAUGAUCACCAGGAUGGGCGAACAGGCCCUCUUAGAGAGGCCAUUGAGCAGAAUGGGACCUAUGAAAAUAUGGACACAAAGAGAAAUGAACAGAACCUCUCUACACAAGGGUCACCAGCACGACCCUCAACCAUGGAGAAUGGGCUAUCAGAAACUGAGCCACCGCAUGGCUCAAAAGUAGGCAGUAAUGGAUAUAUUCUAAGCAAAGUAAAGGAAGAUACAGUGUCAGCCCCUCACAGGACUAACUGGUCCCCCACUGGGGGUACCACAUUGGGGCAUGGGACUAAAAGCUCACCGCCUUCAGUGUUGCAAUCUCUAGACCAGGGUUCUUCAAACAGUGGUGCAAGCCAAGGACCAAGUCUAACAGAGAGACGAGCAGAAACAGAGACUAAAAAUGGCAUCAUUUCAAAAACACCCCCACCAACAGUACAUCGUGCACGUAAAACUAUGUCAAGGCCGGCCUCAAACCAGACACUAAAGCUUUUGAACAGGGAAAAUAAAGAGCCAGUCGUGGUAAAAGAUGACAGUGCAGGCAAACCAGAGGCAGUGCAGCCUCAGCCAUCUCUAAUCCAGAAUCAGCUACCUCAAAGCCAAACUGACGCCACAUCUGUACCGAACACCACACCUGCCAAGCCACAAAUAGAAUUCUCUCUUUAUGCAUCGACAGUUGAACCCAGACCUGUCUCUCCCUCAGUAGCAGCCGUAUCAAGGAAGAAAAAAAGAAAGAUGGGAACAUAUAGUCUUGUACCCAAGAAGAAAAACAAAGUCUUGAAACAACGCACAGUUCUGGAGAUGUUUCAGCAGAUAUCCCAGUCUCCACCCAACCCUAAGCCAAAGGAGAUUGUGCGUGUGAAUGGAGAGAAAAUGGAUAAUGAGUCUGAUGAGGAGGAGUCAGAGGAAGGGGAAGACACAGAGGAUGAAGAAGAGCUAGUCACAGAAGAUGGAGCCAAAGCUUCACAUGAGGAACCUAGGAUACCUUCGAUCUCACAGCCCCUGGAAGAAGAGUCUGAGGAGUCUCAAGACUGUGAAGGUGAAGAGGAAGGGGAUGAAUCAGACUUGAGUUCAGAAUCCAGUUUGAAAAAGAAAUGGAAAAAGAAAGCCAAAGGAGAUCAUGCCUGGCUCCGACCGUCAAGGAAACGCAAGAGGAAAUGGAAAGCAAAAACGGACAAGGUUUCUGCUCCAGUAACGGAGAUCCAGUCUCGGCCAGAAAGCCAGAGCGCCCCAUCAGUCCCUACUGCUCACAGAAAGGAGUAUAAAGAAGUCCCUCUAGACUCUCUCAAUCUAGCAGCACAGGAAGCCUUAUUGACAUCUCAAAAUACAGCUGCUUCAGGGUCAUUGCAGAGCACAGAUGCAGACAUGGUGCAGGAACUGCCUCUAUGCAGCUGUCGAAUGGAGACACCCAAGAGUCGAGAGAUCCUCACGCUUGCGGACAGGAAGUGUAUGGCAACUGAGAGCAUUGACGGCCAGCUGAGCCGUUGUCAGAGUGCAGUGCUGAAGCACGAGAUGAUGAGGCCUUCAAAUUCUGUCCAACUGCUGGUUCUGUGUGAGGACCAUCGCACAGGCAUGGUCAAGCAUCAGUGCUGCCCUGGCUGUGGCUUCUUUUGCAGAGCCGGUACCUUCAUGGAGUGUCAGCCAGAGGUGAACAUCUCCCACCGCUUCCAUCGGACCUGUGCCUCGGUACUUAAUGGGCAGAGCUUUUGUCCACAUUGUGGAGAGGAAGUCAGCAAGGCGAAAGAGGUCACCAUUGCCAAGGCAGAUACAACGUCAACUGUACCCAUCACCCAUAGCUCCUGCAUACCCAGCACCUCAGAGGGCAAAGCGGACACUACCACUGGAGGGUCCACUCGGCUCUCUGUACUUGGAGAGGGAAAAGCAAACAGCACCUUACCCAAACCUUCAGAAUCACAGGACACAUCUUUGUCCCUUGUGGGUUCCAAAGCCAGGUCUGUAGCGAUGGCAGCUGCACCUGGACUUCCACUUCCACCAGGACCACCUAAAGAAACUCUGCAAAGUGUCCUGCUGGCUCUAGAUGCUGAAAAGCCCAAGAAGCUUCGGUUUCACCCAAAACAAUUGUACAUUUCUGCCAAACAAGGGGAGCUGCAGAAGGUCCUACUAAUGUUGGUGGAUGGGAUUGAUCCCAACUUCAAAAUGGAGAGCCAGAACAAACGGACGCCACUCCAUGUUGCUGCAGAAGCAGGUCAUCAGGAUGUCUGCCAUAUGCUGGUACAGGCUGGUGCCAACCUUGACAUGUGUGAUGAGGACCAGCGGACGCCUCUGAUGGAGGCCUGUGAGAACAACCAUCUCGAAACUGUGCGAUAUCUUCUGCGGGCCGGAGCCAUCGUCUCUCACAAGGAUGUUGAAGGAUCAACUUGUCUCCAUCUUGCUGCUAAGAACGGGCAUUUCAGCAUUGUACAACAUCUGCUCUCUGCAGGCCUUGUUGAUAUUAACUGCCAGGAUGAUGGAGGUUGGACAGCCAUGAUUUGGGCCACAGAGUACAAACAUGUGGACCAAGUGAAACUCUUGCUCUCCAAAGGGGCUGAUAUCAAUAUACGAGACAAGGAGGAGAAUAUCUGUCUGCAUUGGGCCGCUUUCUCUGGCUGCGUGGAAAUAGCCGAGAUCUUUCUGACUGCCAAGUGUGAUCUCAACACCAUGAACAUCCACGGAGACUCGCCGUUGCACAUAGCGUCGCGAGAGGGCCGGCUUGACUGUGUAAACUUGUUUUUGUCUCGUGGUGCUGAUGUAAACCUUAAAAACAAAGAAGGAGAGACGCCCAUGGAGUGCUGCAGCCAUAGCUCGAAGGUCUGGAAUGCUCUUCAAGCCAACAAAAAGCAGAGAGAAGCAAACCGCAAAGCUGGCGCCACAGAGAAGCUUCUCAACAAGGACAUCGCUAGAGGUUACGAAAAAGUCCCCGUCCCGUGCGUAAAUGCAGUGGACAGCGAACCCUGUCCUGACAACUACAAGUAUGUCCCUGAUAGCUGUGUGACGUCCCCUCUGAACAUUGACAAAAAUAUCACUCACUUGCAGUACUGUGUCUGUAAAGACGAUUGCUCUUCUGCAAGCUGCAUGUGUGGCCAACUAAGCCUGAGAUGCUGGUAUGAUAAAGAGAGUCGUCUGCUGCCUGAGUUCAGUAAUGAGGAGCCGCCUCUUAUAUUUGAGUGCAACCAUGCCUGCUCCUGCUGGAGAACCUGCAAAAACCGUGUGGUACAGAACGGACUGAGGACAAGACUGCAGUUGUUCAAGACACAGAUGAUGGGAUGGGGUGUCAAGACAUUACAGGAUAUCCCUCAAGGAACAUUUGUUUGCGAAUACGUGGGUGAGAUCAUCUCUGACGCCGAAGCAGAUGUCAGAGAGAAUGACUCCUAUCUUUUCAGUCUGGACAGCAAGGUGGGUGACAUGUACUGCGUUGAUGCUCGUUUCUACGGGAACAUCAGCCGGUUCAUAAACCAUCACUGUGAGCCCAAUCUGCUCCCCUGUCGGGUGUUCACCUCUCACCAGGACCUCCGAUUUCCUCACAUCGCAUUCUUCGCCUGCAAGAACAUCAGUGCCGGAGAUGAACUUGGGUUUGACUAUGGCGAUCACUUCUGGGACGUAAAGGGGAAGCUGUUCAACUGCAAGUGUGGCUCAUCCAAAUGCAAGCACUCUGCAGCUGCCAUCGCCCAGACACAGGCAGACAGUACACCAGGUGACCAGCAGCCCAGCGCCCUACCCGAUACCAGCUCAUCCACCCCAUCCAGCCCCAGCUAAGCCUUCUCACAACCAUGUUUGUCACCUUUGCCAGCCUGCACCUCCCUUCACCAGCACGGGCACAUCUCUGCCAUCUCUGGGUAGCCACUUGAUGCUACACCCACAGUGCCACAUUUCGCUCUGGUGGUCCGAAAGCCUAUUGUUUGGUAUGGUUUAGGGGUUUCAAAUCUUGAAGGUGAGAGGUGCACGAUUGGACUGGUGUUUGGAGUGUUCUGAAUGCACAUUUUGUAUGGAUUUUUUUGUUUUUUAUUGUCAGCCUGCCCAUUUUGGACCACGAUGCAUCUUGUAAAGAGGAUUUUUGUUUUUUUCUUCUUAAGAAUGAGGCUGUUUGAGCCAAUUAAGAGACUGUGUGGCACUUGACGUAAUUUCGUCGCACAAUUCAGACGUCACAAUGUGUUCUCCUGCCCUCAAACCGUGUUCUCAGUCAUUCUCAUAAACGAUUUUAUAAACAGUUGAGGUGAACGAAAGCUCAAAAAACUCCCAAACGAGUUUGGACAUAAUGAUUUAACUCUUGACGCAUCUUUGUUUUAUGUUUAGUCUGUUCUUAGUUUUUGUGCAUUUGCAUAAAAUUGUAAUUUUCAAAGACCAAAUUUUCCCCCUUACAGUUUUUUCUGGUUCUUUCAGUAGGCUGAGGCUAGCAAUCAUGGGAUUUUAGCGCGAACGUUGUGCGCUUCCUCCUUUGAUUGGUUCACAGACGCAGGACGUCAUGCCAGAGCUACCGAAAUCAUGAAAUGGCCUCUGAAUGGGACACUUUUUGGCCUAUUUCUUCCUGGUAAAAGCCCGGUUCUUGAGUAAAAAUGCGCUUUAAUGGUGAAUCGCCACUGGAAGUGCAAAGCAAUCCUGGACUAGGCUUAAUCUGUGUGUGAAAACAAGCCCUAUGGGUUAUUUCCUGCAUGUUACAGGCCUGGAUACACAUGGCUUCUGUUUAAUGCAAAUGAUGUGCAUCCCCCAUCAAUGCAAAUGAAAACUGUCAAAUAUUUUCUGUGCGUACUUUCGAUCACAGCGACGGAGCCUAUUAGCAUGCUUUUAUGAAACGUGCUUUAGGAAUAGGACUGGAAUGAAAUGCGGUCGGUGUAGGAAAACGCAAAUGGUGCUGAAAAAAAAGGUUUUUGUUUAUUUUUUUAUUACUCACUAAGUGAAUACAAGUUGUAAAAUAUGAAGAUGCUUUUUUUUCGUUUUUCAUUUGUAUUUUUAAAUUGACCUCUGAUUUUUUUUUUCUAACUGUAGUUUUGACAUAUUUAGCUUGUACCAGUUUUGUUCCAUGAGUCCAUGUUGAUGGUGAAACUAUUACGGUCUUUUAAAUGUUGAUAGUGUAGUCAUGUUCUUCGUGCAAACCCAGACAUAGAGAUACAAUACACUGCAAAAUGAAAGGGGAGGAAAAAGAAAAAAAAACUGUAACAUAUUUCUUGACAGUGAAACAUGAUGCACAAUCUUACUGAUUGUGUUUUUCUUUUUCAAUAAAUUUGCUACUAAUAAAAGA